This is a messenger RNA of Hirsutella rhossiliensis, 2403 nucleotides long. Its product is annotated as pyridine nucleotide-disulfide oxidoreductase family protein. The transcript is spliced from 5 exons. Lineage: Eukaryota; Fungi; Ascomycota; Sordariomycetes; Hypocreales; Ophiocordycipitaceae. The coding region runs from base 1 to 2403 and encodes 800 amino acids. The record is from RefSeq and is a predicted model, not a curated record.
AUGCGCAAUUUCAUCAUCGCGACAGCACCCCUCUUGUUGGCCGCUGCUGGAGCCGCGGACAACGCGUGCGGCCGCAUCAGCGCCUUGUGGGCUGAGAAGGCCAACGUAGUGCCGAAGGUUCCCGUGAGGGUACCGGCCGCGACGGCGUACGAGUGCCUCAACACAGUCCCGCUGGACAAGGAGGCAGCCAUUGCACUUGUCGACUCGAUACAGCCGUACCUGGAGUGGCAGUCAGACGCCGCUUAUAAGGCCGACCCGCCUGCAAGCUACCCCUUUGCCGGCUACGACAUGUUUGCCAACCUGGCAGAGAUCAAGGUCAAGUUGCAGACCGACAAGUACGCUCGCGAAUACGCCUUCCAAACAGAUUUGUUCGAAUCCGUCUUCGCACCAGGCCAUGACAGCCAUUUUUUAUUUUAUCCGGAUUUACUUUCCAAGGCUUUUCAGUGGUCGCGUGACGACGUUCUGGUGUCGAUUAGCGAGGAUGGAAAGUCCCUGCCAGUCAUUAAACUUUAUAAGGAUGUCAAGGCAGACCCCAAGACGGCUCCUGCUAUCACACGAAUCAAUGACAUGGAUGCAGCUACAUUUAUCGAGGAAGUGGCUACGAAAAGUACCUGGUAUAGCGAUAUCGACGCUGCUUAUAACUCCAUGUUCCUCCAACGAUCUGCUAAUGUUUUGACCGGCUCGAGCGGAUUUUUUAAAGGCAAUGGCUAUGGGGCCUUGCUCUACCCGGGGCCGUCCACCAGCUUCAAAUUCAGCAAUGGAACAACAUUGACCGUGGAGAACACGGCCCGUGUUUUGGGUAACUGGGGCGGCAUCACCGAUGGAGCUUCCGUUUACUCGAGGUUCUGCGCUCCUGCGCCAGAACCCCCCGCUCUAAAGCAUCCAUACAUCCCUCCGAUCGGUCCCCUACCCGGUGCAAAGGACGGCGCCAUCAUUACUUAUCCUAAGCCCAUCAUCUCUUCCUCUGAUGCUGUCGUAUCUGGCUACUAUCUCACUGAAGAUGGUCUCCAAGAUACCGCGUGUCGGGACUUCUUUCAAAAGGCCGUUUCCGAUGGAAGGAACAAGCUGCUUAUUGACGUCCAGUCCAAUCUUGGAGGCAUUAUCUGGCUGGUUGUCGACUUAUUUCGCCAGUUGUUCCCCGAUAUACAAGAAGAUUUUUUCUUCCGCAAUAAGGUCUCUGAUGGGUCUUACGCGAUAGCCCGCGCUAUUAGUGAUCAGAUAAAGGAUAUUGACCCCUUGAAUACACAUAACGACAACAACCAACCAUUUAAUAAAUUCGAGGACAAGUUUAGCGGCCGCAACGUCUUCAAGAACACGGAAUACACGGCCCUUUAUCGCUGGGAUCCUAACAACCCCCUGAUCACCAAGAAUGAGACGUAUGGCGUGGGCAUAGAGAUUUCCGGCUAUGGAUCGCUAGCUCACCAGGCGCAGCCCUUUAAACCCGAGAAUAUUGCCAUUGUCCAUGACGGUACCUGCAAUUCCGGCUGCGCUUUCCUCUCUGAGAGUCUAACUAUCUACGGUGGUGUUAAGUCGAUUGUGUUUGGCGGACGUCCUACGCCAGGUCCUAUGCGGGGCGCCGGGGGCGCCAGGGGUGGUCCCAUCGUAUCGUACAACAAGGUGUAUGAAUACGCACAGCUCGCAAAAGAAUCGACAACAGACCCUAAGCUGGUUGCUGCCCUUAACCGAUACACUGACGUGGCUUUCCGGCGAUCUCUUGGAACGAGUGUAAAUACAGCCGACUGGAUCCUCCGGGAUCAUGUCAACGACGGUGUACCAACCCAGUAUAACUCUCACAACUCGGACUGCCGCCUCUGGUGGACCGCACCAAUGCUGACCGAUAUAAAGGAGGUUUGGAAAGUGGCGGCUAACUCGGCGUUCAACGGCGCCCAGUGCGUAAAUGGCGAGAUUAAGAAAGGUGCAGUACCUCAAAAUAUCCCUCCGGGACCUUGUCAAAAGAUCAAGAAACUCGAGUUCGGCAUCACAUUAUCAGACGAUUUUUGGUCUGGAACCUAUGAUCAUAUUGGGGCUGUCCUGGAGGGUCCGGCUGGUCAAGCUACGUUGGAUAUCGCAGACAAACCCGAGAGAGGAUUCCAGGCUUGGACGCCGGUGGAUUUGCAAUCAUCAUUUGGUUCGGACACGAUCGACAUUAACGGUAUUAGUACGAUUAAACUUACUGCCAAGGGAAUCUUCUGGACUUUGGAGCCCGAGCGUAACGACAAGUUUGAAGUUCAAGAUAUCAAGCUACGCGCACAAUGCGCCGAAUCAGAUCUUAAUAUCAAGAACGAUAAACUUGCCAACCUUAAUUCGUGGUACAGUCAUCCAGGCGGUUGGUUUUUGUCACCGUUCUUAACGAAGAAUGUUGCAACUUUCAACGUCACUGUUCAGGACUGGGCAAAGACAUAA